Molecule: messenger RNA, 1296 nt
Organism: Saccharomyces cerevisiae S288C
Lineage: Eukaryota; Fungi; Ascomycota; Saccharomycetes; Saccharomycetales; Saccharomycetaceae
Gene: YMR187C
Exons: 1
Coding region: 1-1296 (431 amino acids)
Cellular component (GO): membrane
Source: RefSeq, marked reviewed
AUGACCCCACCUCAUUUUUUUUUAUCUCUCAUAAAAAAAAGAUGCAUAUGCUGGAUAUGUUUGGAAGAAUCCACAUAUGACUCUACAUGGCUACAGCACACGUGCGGUUGCAACUUACAAAUUCAUAAACGCUGCUAUAUAAGAUGGCUCUAUCAAAUGCAUGUUGAACUUUUUCUUCCGAACACAGUGGACCUACCAAAGGAUGCUGAUUUACCUAUAAUCACCUGUUUAAAAUGUCUCGUUGAUGGGCACCAUGAUUUUAUGACGACUUUCUCUCUUACAGAAAUAUGGGAAACUCGUCCCAUUUGGGGGCAAAAAUCAGUACCGUUUCAAAAUGACUACGUGUUCAAUCUAAUGUCUCUUUAUACCAAACGGGAUAAUCAUCCACCUUAUGUGUUAGUGAAAUUUGGCGAAUGUCCUCAAUGCAAGAAAACAAAUUUCAUAAAAAGACCUACAGUAACCAUCCAGUCUUCUGUACUAUCCCUGUUUUAUCAGUGGCAAAAAAUUACACGAUACGUGAUACCAUUAGGGAUAACUAGUUUAUUUCUUUUAAACCCUGAAAAGACAAGUUUUGACAUUGGAUUAUGGCAACUACGCUGCCUUUUCCCUGAGAAUGUUCUACGAAAUAUGUUAAACAUCAGCACUACAAAGGCAUUGGACGUAUAUGCGCAAACUGAACGUGGCUUAUUAAGCAUUCCUUUAACCUCCUCGAUCAUAAUAUAUGGGUUCAUACAUUAUCUUAGCAACAUUUCUAACGUCAGUGCUAAUGCAAUACUCUUUAAGUGGGUGUAUCUCAGUAUUGUAAAAACUGCUGGAAACAAAUAUUACAAGGGUAUAGGUUUACCUAAAAUAAUUUUGUAUUCUAACUUGGCUACAUUUUGCUAUAAUUUUACCUUUAAAAGAUUGGUUGACUUAAUUUACAGGAGGCUGAUCAAUAAAGGAGGUAAGUAUUUGUAUCACGGAAAUUUUGAAAACUCUAGUAAUAGCGUUCCAGCUGAGGAAUUUUUUAUCAGGCGGAAUUGGUAUGCUAUUCUUGCAGAAAAGAUACUAUGGCCCUUUGUUGGUAAAUGUACAGGAGGUCUUCUAUUGAAUGCUUUUCUAUGGAUACAGAGAAAGUUUAAAAUUGAAUGGACGCCGAAUUGCUCCCCUUCGGAAUUUAGAAUGAUUUUCAAUAUUAUAGGUUGUGGUACUGCUGCUAUAGGCUGGUCAAGUCUGAAGCUCUAUGCCAGUUACAAAAGAUGUCAGGAACUUGAAAAGAUCAAUGAAUUUAUUGAACAAAGUUGCAAAGGUGAGUAA